Messenger RNA from Dentiscutata heterogama, 213 nucleotides. The record is from the annotation of a GenBank genome assembly. NCBI's taxonomy places the organism in Eukaryota, Fungi, Glomeromycota, Glomeromycetes, Diversisporales, Gigasporaceae.
AUGGUUAGUUCACCAAUCAACAACAAUGAAUCGCAUCACCCACUAACUGCAAUUGAUAUUAUUGAAAGAAGCACUUAUACUGACGGUUCAUGGAGUCAUCUUCGAAAUAUACUUGCCGGUACUGAUAAUAAUAACCCAUUACCGUCUAACAGGCCUUUACAUACAACGCUUCACUUUAUUCACAGAUUGCAAAAUCUUAAAAAACAUGUUUAG